AUGAUGAAAGAUUAUUUCAUCGAGCGUCCAAAAUUUCCUGCUCAUGAUUUUCGGAGGGAGUUUCGGAUAAGGAGAAAGUUUUUUGAAAUCAUAUUGAACCCAAUUGUCAAUCAUGACCAUUACUCUGCAAGGAAGAUAGAUGCCCUAGGCCGACAAAGUCUAUCACCUCAUCAGACGCUCACAUUUGCAUUUCACAUGCUAGCUAAUGGGUGCUCUACAGACUCAACUUACGAGUAUUGCCAACUUGUGAAGACUACUGCUAUUGAGAACCUGAAGCGCUUCUGUCAGGCAAUUCAAGCCAUAUAUGGAGCCACAUACCUCCGUAAGACAAAUCGUGAAGAUUUGAAGAGGCUUCUACAUAAGGCAGACAAAAAAGGCUUCCCUGGCAUGAUAGGAAGUCUCGAUUGUAUGCAUUGGGAGUGGAAGAAUUGUCCUACUGCUUGGGCUAGCCAAUUCAAGGGCCGUCAUAACAAGCCAACUAUCGUGCUCAAGGCUGUGGCGUCUUACGAUACAUGGAUUUGGCAUGCAUUCUUUGGCGCUCCUUGA
Messenger RNA from Pyrus x bretschneideri (Chinese white pear), 546 nucleotides. RefSeq lists its product as uncharacterized. The transcript has a single exon. The record is from RefSeq and is a predicted model, not a curated record. NCBI's taxonomy places the organism in Eukaryota, Viridiplantae, Streptophyta, Magnoliopsida, Rosales, Rosaceae. Bases 1 to 546 code for a protein of 181 amino acids.